AUGCUUAAUAAUGCAGCUCUCGAUAAAGAUCAACGUGCUGGUUUAAUAUCGAGAUACUCAAAGACAAUUAUACAAUAUAAAUUUGAUCUGAUCGCUUUAAAUUUAGACACAUUGGAAAAUAUUCGUCGUGGACAUGAACAAAGUAUCAGUGAUUUAGAAGAAAAAUUAGGACAAGUUUGUCCACCUCUAUUACGACAAGCUAUUGCAGACCGUCAACAAACAAUGAUAAAACGUCACCAGAAACUUUUAGAACAUAAAUUAAAUUCCUCCAAUUCUGUUAUUUAUACACAAACUACUGCUUCAUUACCGUUUAUUGAAGUUGAUCUUAAUUUAAGUGCACAACAAAUGUCUAUGUUAAUUAAUGGCCUUAAAUAUGUUGUACCAUGUCAAACUAAAUUUAGUGUUGCUGCUACUUCUGGUCCAUCGAUCAAUACUAUUGUCAAUCAACAAUUUGAAAGUAUAUUUACUAUUAUGGCAGUUCCUGAAUUACGACAAAUCAUCGAUGCAUUUAAAUCACAAAAGAUAUCAAAACAAUUAGAAAAACGUGCUCGACAUGAAUACAAAACUGUUCAAAGUAUCCGUCGACUAUUACGUGAACGACCCGAUAUUGUAAUUUGUCGAACGGAUAAGACAAAAGCAUUAUAUAUUGGCAAUAGAACGACAAUGGCUCGUAAAGCAUAUGAGUAUAUGGAUAAGACAACAGCUUAUGAAGAAACUGUCGAUGGACGUUCACCUCUAAGUGAUAUAUUACAAGGUCUACAAACAUUACUCGAUUAUGUUGUACGAACACAUGGCCUAACUGAUGAACAACGUAAAAAACUACUUCCGAACCUAAAUCGCCUCGAAUUAGCACAUUAUCAUGGCUUACCAAAGACACACAAGGACGGAAUACCAUUACGACCUAUUAUAGCAUCGAUUUAUUCACCAUUAACAUUGCUCUCGAAGUUUUUAAAUAAUCUUCUAGCACCUAUCUAUUUACAAGUUGCACGUGAAACAACAUUUAUUAAUGAUAUUGAUUUAGUACGAAAAUUAGAAAGUCAUGUCGAUAAAGGAUUUUUUAAUUCGACAACAAUAUUUGUUACAGCUGAUGUUAAAGAUCUUUAUACGAUGAUACCAAGACAAAGUGCAACAUUAGCCUUGAUGCGAUUCUUAGAAAAAUAUGCCAAACACGGAAAAAUUGGCACAUUAGCAAUUGAACACAUACUACGCAUGGCUCGUUUUAUAUUAGAUUCAAAUUAUUUUGUUUAUAAUAAUAAAUACUACAGACAAAUACGUAGUGGAGCUAUGGGUUCAGCUUUUACACAAGUGCUAGCUAAUAUUUAUAUGUUCGAAUGGGAACAAGAGUUAAUUGCAUAUAUACACCAACAUAAUGGUAUUUAUGGAAGAUAUAUUGAUGAUAUUUUUAUUGUUACGAAUCAAUCACUUGCUGAAGUACAAUUGGAACUACAAAAAGCUCAAACAAAAGACAUUAAUAUUGAGAUAACACCCGUUAUUGGCACGUCAGUAAACUUUCUCGAUGUCAUUGUUAUUAACGAAAAUGGACAUUUAAGAACAUCAAUCUAUCAUAAACCAACAGCGCAGCCCUAUUUUUUACCUUAUACAUCAGAUCAUCGACGUCAUAUUCAUCGCAAUAUACCAUAUACAGCUUUAUUACGAGCAGCUCGUCUUUGUUCGCAUGCCAAAGACUUUGACAUCGAACGUAUUCGUAUCGACAUGUCUCUAUUACUAAACCACUACCCACCAAGAUUCAUUAGUUAUCAUUUCAAUAAGUUUUUCGAAAACAAUAAUGCUGCUCCUGUCUUACAACGACUAGACAAAAAUAUAUAUCGACACUUGCAUCAUAAUCUACUUCAUAAAUGUACACGACAUGAAAAACAACUGAACAUGAUGACCAAAAAUCCUGUUCCGUUUCCUACAGUUUUACAAAACAAACCAUGGGAUAAAUGCAUCAUGUAUCUACGAUAUAAGUAUGACAGCGGUUUAACCACGCACUUCCCAAAGCAAUUUCAUAAAUGGUGGAAUAAACAUUGCAAAUACGCAGCGAAUGAUCUGAAUAAUGUCUCUAUUCGCAUGAUAGGGAACUCAAAUCGAACACUCAAACAAUGGUUUAUUCAUAAGAAACCAUCAGAAGAACUACUAACUAGAUUGGAUCCAAAACUGAAUUAA
This is a messenger RNA of Adineta ricciae, 2166 nucleotides long. NCBI's taxonomy places the organism in Eukaryota, Metazoa, Rotifera, Eurotatoria, Adinetida, Adinetidae. The record is from the annotation of a GenBank genome assembly.